ACAUGCAGUGAAUUCUCACCGGUUGAGCAGUAGCGUGUUUGGCAGCAUUGAUAUCUUUGGAGUUUAAUAAGGGGCGCUAAUCGGAAACUUGAAUCUUACGAUGGGCUGGUAUUGCGAUUGUGAAUGUAGCCUUCAAUCUUCAUAAAUCUAUUGAGUCUUUGGUUGGUUCGCUGCCACUGAGACAUCCAUUGCGAUGGCGGAAUGAAUGCACGCUACUGCUGAAUAGCGAGGGACCGUCAAACAAAUGCUAUGGGACUGGAGGUCUUGCUAUAUGUACCCAAUGUUAUUGGGUUAGACGGCUGGGCGGCUCGACGAUUCAACCAGACCUCAGAGUUUGGAGCUUGGCUGGAUGUGGUGGUGGAUAACCUGGGGCGGAGCAUGCUGUGGACCAUGCUGUUUGAGUGGGGCUGGCUGGUCUCGUCCUUGGAGUGGUGCGUAUUCGUGUGUAAUCACCAUGCCCGCGGCGCUCAGUGGAAGAAUAGCUUCUCGGAAAGCCCUCGUUGGGUCCAGGCUGUCAUGACUAAAGGUUUUAAGACGCCACUGGGUGUCCUGGUGAUUGGCGGACUGCAUGUCCUCCCAGUCUGGCUUUACGGGUACCAGCUGGGGGUGCUGACGGAGCCCCUCUGUGUCCCAGACUGGCUGCAGGUGCUGGGCAUCCUGCUGCUGGCCAUGGGGCGGGUGCUAUGCUUCGCUGUGGAGGUGUGGUGCAUAUGGAGUCAUGUCAGAUUCCUCACCAGAGAGGACAACCAGGUGGAGAGGAAGGAGUGAACCAUCUGGGACCCACACUCCCAACCACUGGGGUCUCACUGGGGACACAAGUCCAGUGGGGGAGGGACCACAGGGAGGGACGGUGGGUUGUUCAACUCUAUACUGUCAGGGCUGGAAAAAGCAGAGAAGACCAAAAAGGAAGUGUCUUUUAUGUCUUUUAUUAAAAUGAAGAACUCUUCAAUACAAAACAACUAGGUGCACUAGGUGUUCUGUUAUAUUUAGUAAUUCUCACAACCUGUGUGUCUAACACAUUGGAAUUGGAUCUCAAGAGUCUGAAAUUACAGUUUUUCCCGAUUGCUAAGACACAUUUUCUGAAACCAUUCACCACUUUCUCAAAACUACACACACAUUCUCAAAACGUCAUUCUCAUCUGUACAACCAGCUAACUUUCCGGUCGAAAUCAAACUUUUCCCUCAUACAAUACACACAAGCAAUCAAAAGCACUGUAAGAUUUUGGUCCAGAUCCCUAAACUA
This is a messenger RNA of Megalops cyprinoides (Indo-Pacific tarpon), 1242 nucleotides long. RefSeq names its product CDP-diacylglycerol--inositol 3-phosphatidyltransferase. Gene Ontology annotation, biological process: phospholipid biosynthetic process. The transcript is spliced from 5 exons. Gene Ontology annotation, molecular function: phosphotransferase activity, for other substituted phosphate groups. Gene Ontology annotation, cellular component: membrane. Bases 250 to 768 code for a protein of 172 amino acids. Lineage: Eukaryota; Metazoa; Chordata; Actinopteri; Elopiformes; Megalopidae. The record is from RefSeq and is a predicted model, not a curated record.